AGAUCGGGUGUGUGAGUUGUUCUGAGCCCCGCGUGGUUCAGCUCAGCGCAAGUCCAAAAUUUCGUGAUGCAUUAACUGUGAUGUCGAGGGUUGUGGCUGCGAGACAAGAUGUCGCUGCUGUCGUCGGUCAUCAACCGGCUGUGUCGCGGCCAGCCGGACUCGCCGUUCCAAGUGGUGGAGAUGAAGGAGCAUGCGUAUGCCGACCGACUCGUGCGCAUGCGAGAAGACUGCCUCGUGUUGUACGCUUCGAUACCCAACGCGGGGGGCAGCAAUAACGAAACCGUCGUCGUUGCGGCGACGGACCCGUCGACGACGGGUGCGGUGGGAGCGGCGUCCUCGGGGACAACGACGACGACGACGUCGUCGAUGAUCGCGGCCCCGGUUCAGCCGCCGGUCUUGUACGAGGUCGUGUUGCACAAGCCGAUUCACGCCAAGGAUGGAUGGAAAGCUUUUAGCUUGGUGCGAGUGCAUGAGGAGCAAGUUGCUGAGGCUGAGUUCAACUUGUACAAGACGAAAUUUCCCAUUUUGAUGGCUGGGUAUCCGGGUUUAUUCACUGUUCGCUUCCUGGAAAGAAUGUUGGAAUUGAUCCACAAACAUCCCACGUGGACCUUGGCUCACUUGGCUGCCGAAAUGGACGUUCCUGAGGCAUUUUCACUUCCUGCUGUCCAAGCGAUGAUCAACGAGCAAGACGAGGACAGCGAGUGCGCCCUGCACGUGGCCGUGAAGCGACAGAGUCUGCGGUCCGUGGAAGCCAUGAUGACCUGCGAACCCCGACUGGACGUGCGGGACAGCAAGGGCUCGACGGUGUUCCACAUGGCUGCCCUGUCCAACGAACGGAUCAUCGCGACGCUGGCCAGGGCCGACAGUCCAGCCGUCAACACGACCAACGACGCCGGCUACAGUCCGCUGCAUCUGGCCUGCAUGGCGGAUAAGCCCGAGUGCGUGAAGGCGUUGCUCGUGUGUGGCGCCGAUGUGAACAGCAUGGCCAUUCGCCCGCCGGGGGAUUACAAGCCUAUCGACUCGCAUGGGCCGGCGGCGCACGAGCCCAGGUUAGUGGUGGAUUUGACUGGCCCAAAAUCCAACAGAUCGACACCGUCUCCGCCACCGACUCCACCGCCUGCGUUAACAGCCAAAGACAUUCUUACGCAGUAUCCGAGGCAGUUUGACAACACCCUUGAGAUUUGCGAAGUUCUUGUCGUGAUCCUUGCUGGAGUUUUCAUCGAAAAAUUUGCGUCGACGCUUUUUUGGGGAGGGAAAUUAUCCCUUUGUGUUUCUGCUUUCUGGUGA
Molecule: messenger RNA, 1287 nt
Organism: Notodromas monacha
Lineage: Eukaryota; Metazoa; Arthropoda; Ostracoda; Podocopida; Cyprididae
Source: the annotation of a GenBank genome assembly